UUCGGUUUUAGAUGCUCUGACGCCUGUGCCUUUUCUUUGAUAGGAUGCAGGAUUUUGAAAGGGAAGGGAAGGGAGGCUCUCUCUCUCUCUCGGGCACUGAGGAAGUCGGGGAGGGCCUGGAGGAGGAGGGAGAGCAGCAGCCAGCUCGGACAGCCAGGGGGACAGGCAGGAGUUUCUCUUCCCCUGCUGAGCCGCCCCAAGCAGUCAGUGCCUGGGAAUCCCCGCGACGGUCAGAGAAGCUGCCUACUAGCUCUGCCCCACCACUACAAGCAUGGGGAAAAGAGAGAGACGCAGGCUGUGCGAGGUGGUCACCUUCUGCUGCUCUGUGAUUUUAUUGCUCACUUUCCUGGGCUUAUUUAUGUGGCAAGCCCUUGGCUUGAGGACAUGCCGUGCCCAGCUGCAGAACCAGACGGCCCAGGACCAGGACCCAGAGGUCGCCUCCUUCAGAAAGGACAGGGCAGAGUUGGAGGCAGCAGAGGCCCGGGCCAAGGAGGAGGGAGCCCGGCUGCGGGCCGAGCUGGGAGCCACCAACCGAAGCCUUGGCCAAGCCCAGCAGGGCUGGGAUACCUGCCGGAAGCAGCUGAACACCUUGCAAGAAAACAUCACGUCCCAGAAGGAAGAAAGCACCCAAUGUGAGACUGAGAACCACAAAUUCCAAGGCAACUUACAUAAGAACAUAAGAACAGUCCAGCAUCCUGUUUCACCCAGUGGUCCACUUCCUUGCUCUGCUUUCCUGUUGAGUUCAGCUUUACAAAAAUCUGCUUCACCACCAGAAACUGCUGUAAAGGAACACACUUAUAGGAAAUCCAACGCCUCCAGCAGAAGGUUUCCACCCAAUCGCAGCAGUUGGAAGCUGCCCAGCAGCAACGGCAGCAAAACGAAGCCACAAUCAGGGAUCUGCAGGAGCAGCUAAAUAACGCACAACGAGCAACGAGUGGGUCUACCUUCCACAAUCUGAGCCAAGGCCUUUUCCUACUGGUUCUGGCAGGACCUCUCCUUCUCCGCCUUUGACUCCAUCGCCACCUUGUGCAAGGGGGGAGACCGCUUGCUUGAUUUUUUGAAAACUCUGCUUCACUGGCGUAACUCGACCUCCCCACCGCCCCCACCGCAUAAUUUUUGGAUACUCUGCAAGUGCUCCUCUGCCGAGUCAGCAGCCCCACAGCAACACACUCCAGUUAUCCAGCACAACUGCAUUUAAUGUCCCAGGCUCAAAUGUGGUGGUCAUCAUAAUGUGGGUCACUGAGAUACGAUCCUCCCCAUCUCUGACAAUUUUUAGAAAGCAUUUGAAAACCCACCUCUUCACCCAAGCUUUUUCUGUUCUUUAAAAUUUUAAGGUUUUAAUUCUUGGAGGAUUUUUAAAUUUUAAAAUUGUUUUAAGUUUUUUUAAUAUAUUUUAACUUGUUUUAUACAGUACUAUUGUUAACUGUCCAGAGACUAAAGUUUGGGGCAGUGUACAAAUGUAAUAAAUAAAAUAAUAAAUAAAUAAAUGGAAAUACAUUGUAAAUCUCCUAUAAUAACCCUUCUGGGAAACCAAUACCUUUUUGGUAUCUAAUAAUGCCAAUCUUAUCAGCCUGCUUGCCACAAUAAAGUUUGUAUUUUUCUUA
Messenger RNA from Hemicordylus capensis (graceful crag lizard), 1604 nucleotides. RefSeq names its product mitotic spindle assembly checkpoint protein MAD1-like. The coding region runs from base 272 to 913 and encodes 213 amino acids. NCBI's taxonomy places the organism in Eukaryota, Metazoa, Chordata, Lepidosauria, Squamata, Cordylidae. The transcript has 5 exons. The record is from RefSeq and is a predicted model, not a curated record.